Messenger RNA from Carassius auratus (goldfish), 1453 nucleotides. RefSeq names its product hydroxysteroid (11-beta) dehydrogenase 1-like b (gene hsd11b1lb). The coding region runs from base 93 to 935 and encodes 280 amino acids. Lineage: Eukaryota; Metazoa; Chordata; Actinopteri; Cypriniformes; Cyprinidae. Gene Ontology annotation, cellular component: intracellular membrane-bounded organelle. The transcript has 7 exons. Gene Ontology annotation, molecular function: oxidoreductase activity. The record is from RefSeq and is a predicted model, not a curated record.
UUCCCAACACUGAUCAGCAGUACACUCACUUGCAGUCAGAAGAGGACUCACAGGUUACACACACGAGCUUCUGAUCGAGGACAGCAGUGGAAAUGAAGGGGUAUUUGGGCUUUUUUCUGCUGAUCGCUGCCCUCACAGCCUACAUGUGGAGAGAUACGUUUGAUCCAGAGUCUGUUCGGGGGGCCCGAGUGCUGAUCACAGGGGCCAGUUCAGGGAUUGGGGAGCAGAUGGCCUACCAUUAUGCAAAGUUUGGAGCUCAGAUCGUCAUCACUGCCAGACGAGAAAAUGCUUUAAAAACGGUGGUGCAGAAGUGUGUGAAACUGGGCGCUCAGAAGGCGAUGUAUGUGACCGGAGACAUGUCUGUCCACGCCGACCCUGAGAGAGUCUUCAAAUACGCUGUGGAAAAACUGGGGGGGCUGGACUUUCUAGUGCUGAAUCAUGUUGGAGAAGUCAAUAUUGAACUCUGGAAUGGAGACGCAGAUUUUGUGAGGUCUCUCAUGCAGGUGAAUUUUGUGAGUUUUCUGCAAAUGGCCGGAGCAGCUCUUCCUGUUCUGGAAAAGUCUGGUGGAUCCAUCAUUAUAGUGUCUUCUUUGGCAGGUAAGGUGGCGAGUCCGUUUGUGGCUCCAUAUGCCUCGACCAAGUUUGCUUUGAAUGGAUUCUUUGGAGCGUUGCAGAAUGAACUGGCAAUCAAGAAGAGCAACGUUUCCAUUUCCAUCUUGAUCAUCGGACUGGUCGACACAGAAGCAGCAAUGAAUAAGAUCAAAGGAUUCAGCACGAUGACUGCCUAUCCUGCCAUUGAAGCUGCUCUGAACAUCAUCAAAGCUGGGGCGACCCGUCAGAGAGAGGCCUACUACCCCUGGUUCCACUACUUCACCUGCCUGAUCAAUAACAUCUUCCCCUUCGGGAAGGAUAUUCUGCUAUUAAGCCUAGAAUAAGGACUAAAACAGCUGCAUAGUUCAGACAAUAAAGCAACUGUAUGUAAGGUUUUUACCUUGAAAUAUUAAAAUCAUUCCAAACGUCUGUGAUGAGAAUGUGUAAGUUGGUUUAGCAGAUCAGAAAAGGCUGAUCGCUUUCCACAGCAACAAAUGCAUGUGUACAGCUAUCCUCUGUAUUAGGACAGUGAUAUAUUUAUCACACUGAAGUCCUCUCUAAACGCUAGGAAGCGCCAAAGUCACAAAAAUCCAUAAAACUACACAUAGUUGCUUUUACAAACAGGAUUUUCAUUAUUUCCUAAGAACAUAUGCAUUGUGAUGAAUGAAUGUUUUAUGUGCACUUCAGCCAAUUUUUACAUUUUAGAAAUUAAAAGUAAAAGCAGGUCACCGUAAUUUUUCAUCAAUAGUUUUUAUGAAUUUAAAUAUUAUAUUUAUACCCCAUUACAAAGCCACAUGUGUAAGACAAGCCAUCAAAACAUUGUAAACAUUACAAACACACAAUCAAUUCAUUAUAAAUCCCA